GGCUUGCGCGCGUCGCGGCGGAAAAAAAAAGUUGGGUCACUUCCAUUCAUCAUCGGUAUCUUCUGCCGCGCCCAGUUCCCUAACGUGCGCCCCUUUGCUGCGCCGACCAAGACCGCAGCGACGACGACGACGCACACGAGCGGAUACGAAUCACUUUCAAUGGCGGGCUACUAGCCGCCUCCAACAUCGUCCCAUAUCAGCGUCCAGCGCUUCCCAUAUCGCAUCAACCGAGCCUCGCUGUCGCUCGGGAACCCCCCUCAACCCCCCGGCGCUGCGGCCAUGGCGCAACCACAGCCGUCGGCGGCAUCUAUCAUGGCGAGCCGUGACGACACAAGGCCGUUUCAACAUCCACAUACGCCCGCAGAGCAUGCCGUGCUCAUCCAGUCUCGCGAGACGGGUGACGUGCUCCCAGAAGAUAGUCCGCGGGGGCAGGUCAAGGCGCUUCCGUUCGCCAAGUCCUGGGUUCACCUGUUUGCCGGAGCGUAGGUCUCGCUAUAUAGCCCGCAGGACCUUCUUCCUGAGCCUUGCUGACGCAUAGCCCUCAUGACAGAGUUGGCGGCAUGACGGCUGCGACCCUUACCGCGCCCCUCGACGUGCUCAAGACCAGGCUGCAGUCCGACAUCUACCAGGCCCAGCUGCGAGCCAAGGCACACACCAUAGGCCCGCUGAAUCCGGCGCGCGCCGCGCUGUACCACCUCACGGACACGAUCCAGAUUCUGCGGGGUGUAUACCAGACCGAGGGCGCGCGAGCGCUCUUCAAGGGCCUGGGUCCGAAUUUGAUUGGCGUGGUGCCGGCGCGGAGCAUCAACUUCUACGUCUACGGUAAUGGCAAGCGGCUGCUGGCCGAGCACUGGAACCGCGGCGAAGAGGCGCCGUGGGUGCACCUGGUGGCGGGCGUCAUGGCUGGCGUGGCGACGUCGACGGCGACCAACCCCAUCUGGAUGGUCAAGACGCGGCUUCAGCUCGACAAGAACGUGUCGGAGCGGAGCGGCGGAGCGAUGCAGAGGCAGUACCGCAACAGCUUCGACUGCGUGCGCCAGAUCGUGCGCGGUGAGGGCAUGCGCGGUCUGUACAAGGGCAUGAGCGCGAGCUACCUAGGCGUCGCCGAGUCGACUCUGCAGUGGAUGCUGUACGAGCAGAUGAAGGCGUCGCUGGCGCGCAGGGAGCAGCGCAUCGUGGCAAGCGGCCGCGAGAAGACGCUGACGGAUCGCGUCAUCGACUGGACGGGCAACAUGGGCGCCGCAGGAGGUGCCAAGCUGAUAGCCGCCGUCCUGGCUUAUCCACACGAGGUCGCGCGUACGCGUCUUCGACAGGUGCCGCUGGACGGCGGCCGCCCCAAGUACACGGGCCUGGUGCAGUGCUUCAAGUUGGUGUGGAAGGAGGAGGGCCUGAUGGGCCUGUACGGCGGACUGACGCCGCAUCUAAUGCGUACGGUACCGAGCGCGGCCAUCAUGUUUGGCAUGUACGAGGGCAUUCUGCGCCUGUUCAACACGCCGGCUUAAAAGACGCCCACGGUUCUCAUGACUCGGACGAUUGCCGUUUCGCCUUGACGUACCCGAAGGAGGACGUCGGUGUGUAUAUUGUUGGAGGGAAAUGUGAGACGCGGAAGAGGGAAGGACAUGUCAUUGCCGCUCGGCUGAACACACACGCUGUAUGUAUGCUUGGAAUACCCGCCUUUGAUGUACGAUAGGCAAUGCCCGGCCGCCGAUGAGUUGCGAGCCUUAGACGAGGGCAUUGAGGCUGGCGUUUGGGUGGGUGGG
Messenger RNA from Purpureocillium takamizusanense, 1760 nucleotides. RefSeq names its product Pyrimidine nucleotide transporter, mitochondrial, variant 2 (gene RIM2). The transcript is spliced from 2 exons. Gene Ontology annotation, biological process: pyrimidine nucleotide import into mitochondrion. Gene Ontology annotation, cellular component: mitochondrion. Lineage: Eukaryota; Fungi; Ascomycota; Sordariomycetes; Hypocreales; Ophiocordycipitaceae. The record is from RefSeq and is a predicted model, not a curated record. Bases 561 to 1502 code for a protein of 313 amino acids. Gene Ontology annotation, molecular function: pyrimidine nucleotide transmembrane transporter activity.